GCCACGGCCACGUGGUUAACAUCCGAUGAAUUAUUGAUGGACACCACCACACAAUCAGACAUUCAAGAUUUGGUGUUUGGGAUUUUAACCGACACUGUGGCCCUUCAGCCUAAAUUCAUUGCUGCUUGUUUCGACGUCGAACCACAUCAGCCUGUUUCCCCUACCGUGUUGUCAGCAGACCGGGCCGACAACAUUACCGUUGACAACGCAAAGAAAUUCUCGAAGGAUGAACAAAGCCGUAACAAGACUAAAGUUCAGUCGGUUACAGCUGAUCUGCCAGCAAAAGAGUCCGAAACAAAACGUGCGGAAAAAAAAGCCUCCAAGAAAUCCCGCUUCCGACGAUUUUUGUCCAACGUGUUUGGCUGCUGUGUUUGCGGACGCCGCAGUCAUUAACAACAUGCAAAAGGAUUAGCCUACCAACCAAGACA
Liolophura sinensis is the source of this 428-nucleotide messenger RNA. RefSeq lists its product as uncharacterized. The record is from RefSeq and is a predicted model, not a curated record. Bases 37 to 393 code for a protein of 118 amino acids. The transcript has 4 exons. NCBI's taxonomy places the organism in Eukaryota, Metazoa, Mollusca, Polyplacophora, Chitonida, Chitonidae.